Molecule: messenger RNA, 11994 nt
Organism: Symphalangus syndactylus (siamang)
Lineage: Eukaryota; Metazoa; Chordata; Mammalia; Primates; Hylobatidae
Gene: ZNF549
Product: zinc finger protein 549
Biological process (GO): regulation of transcription by RNA polymerase II
Cellular component (GO): nucleus
Molecular function (GO): RNA polymerase II cis-regulatory region sequence-specific DNA binding; DNA-binding transcription factor activity, RNA polymerase II-specific
Source: RefSeq, a predicted model, not a curated record
CUCCGGCGUCGUUCCGGUGGUGGUCAUUUUUGCUGCCUGCGAAUGCGUCCGCCGGCUUGGCGUUUCCGGCUCGCUGGGUCCGGGCCAGGUAACUGGAGCCGGAAACUGGUGGAGGUGGUGUCCGCCUGCAGAGAAGCUUGCCUGGUCUCGGUCUGAGCGUCGCCCAGCGAUUUGCCACCGCACGCACGCCGGAUCCCGAGCUUUACCGCGCGCGCCUCUCCAGGCCCCGCCCCGCCCAAAGUCCCAUGGCUGCCGCAGCGUUAGUGAAUACGCCGCAGAUUCCCAUGGUAGCAGAAGAGUUUGUGAAACCAUCACAGGUAGUGGAAGAAGUCCCAGGUCUUCACUGGCCCUGUUCCCUAAAGCCAUGGUUCUGGCCCACAGAUGCAGGGCCAUGUGACCUUUGAGGAUAUUGCUGUGUACUUCUCCCAGGAGGAGUGGGGCCUCCUUGAUGAAGCUCAGAGGUGCCUGUAUCAUGAUGUGAUGCUGGAGAACUUUUCGCUUAUGGCCUCAGUAGGUUGUUUGCAUGGAAUAGAGGCUGAGGAGGCCCCUUCUGAGCAGAGUGUUUCUGCACAAGGAGCAUCACAGGCCAGGACUCCAAAGCUAGGUCCUUCCAUCCCAAAUGCCCAUUCUUGUGAGAUGUGUAUCCUGGUUAUGAAAGACAUUUUGUACCUCACUGAGCACCAGGGGACAAUUCCCUGGCAGAAACCUUACACUUCUGUGGCCAGUGGGAAAUGGUUUUCAUUUGGUUCUAACCUGCAACAGCACCAGAACCAGGACAGUGGAGAGAAACACAUCAGAAAGGAGGAGAGCAGUGCCUUGCUUCUGAGUAGCUGCAGAAUUCCUCUGUCAGACAAUCUUUUCCCAUGCAAAGAUGUUGAGAAGGAUUUUCCAACCAUCCUGGGCCUUCUCCAACACCAGACCACCCACAGCAGAGAAGAGUAUGCACAUAGAAGCAGGGAGACCUUUCAACAAAGACGUUACAAAUGUGAGCAAGUUUUCAAUGAGAAAGUUCAUGUUACUGAGCAUCAGAGAGUCCACACUGGAGAAAAAGCUUAUAAGCGUAGGGAAUAUGGGAAGUCCUUGAACUCUAAAUACUCAUUUGUUGAACACCAGAGAACCCAUAAUGCAGAAAAGCCUUAUGUGUGCAAUAUAUGUGGGAAAUCAUUCCUCCAUAAACAAACACUCGUUGGGCACCAGCAGAGAAUUCACACUAGAGAAAGGUCUUAUGUGUGCGUCGAAUGUGGGAAAUCCUUGAGCUCCAAAUACUCACUUGUGGAACACCAGAGAACCCAUAAUGGAGAAAAGCCUUAUGUGUGCAAUGUAUGUGGGAAAUCAUUUCGCCACAAACAAACAUUUGUUGGACAUCAGCAGAGAAUCCACACUGGAGAGAGGCCUUAUGUAUGUAUUGAAUGUGGGAAAUCUUUUAUUCAUUCCUAUGACCGCAUUCGACACCAGAGAGUUCACACUGGAGAAAGGGCUUAUCAGUGCAGUGAAUGUGGGAAAUCCUUCAUAUACAAACAGUCACUUAUUGAUCACCAGAGAAUCCACACGGGAGAAAGACCUUAUGAGUGCAAAGAAUGUGAGAAAGCCUUCAUUCACAAAAAAAGACUUCUUGAGCACCAGAGAAUUCAUACUGGAGAAAAGCCUUAUGCAUGCAUCAUAUGCGGGAAAUCAUUUAUCCGCUCAUCUGACUACAUGCGACACCAGAGAAUUCACACUGGAGAAAGGGCUUAUGAAUGCAGUGACUGUGGGAAAGCCUUCAUUUCCAAACAAACACUUCUUAAGCAUCACAAAAUCCACACUAGAGAAAGGCCUUAUGAAUGCAGCGAAUGUGGAAAAGGCUUCUACCUUGAGGUUAAACUUCUUCAGCACCAAAGAAUCCAUACUAGAGAACAACUUUGUGAGUGCAAUGAAUGUGGAAAAGUCUUCAGCCACCAAAAAAGACUUCUUGAGCACCAGAAAGUUCACACUGGCGAAAAGCCCUGUGAGUGCAAUGAAUGUGGGAAAUGCUUUAGACACCGCACCAGCCUCAUUCAACACCAGAAAGUUCACAGUGGAGAGAGGCCUUAUAACUGCACUGCAUGUGAGAAGGCCUUUAUCUAUAAAAACAAACUUGUUGAGCAUCAGCGAAUCCACACUGGAGAAAAGCCAUAUGAAUGUGGUAAAUGUGGGAAAGCCUUCAAUAAAAGAUAUUCCCUUGUCAGGCACCAGAAAGUACAUAUAACAGAAGAGCCCUAGCAAUUGUUGGGAUGUGUCAUUGUCUUAUUCACUGUAAGACACCAGAGAGCUGCUUUUUCAAGGGAUCCAACAGACAGAAAUUCAACAUAAUACAUCUGCAUAUCAGUAGUUGAAAGAUUCACUACAAGAUCCAAGUACUUGGGAAACUUUCCAGAGAUUACUUGUACUUUCUAAUCUGCCCAGUGUUACAACAGACACUACCAUAUGGCAUAUCCUCAGUUUUCAUGUCACUCACAUGUGCUCAAGGAAUGCAGACCACUGUGCUCACCAAAUUCUGAAGGGAAGAAUAUAAUAAAAGCCUAUUGAGGGUCCUCUUCCAUCUUGCUGAACUGUUCCAGGCAUAGACAAAACCCAACUUUGACCAAGAAGAGCAAUCUGGAUUCUUGUAGCCCACGGAGGUUUACCUUCUUCACAGGUAUUUUUUUAUGUGAUUGCCAUAGUGGGAUAUUCCCUCCCCCCACCCAAGAGGGAAAUGGGCUGUCUUACCAUAUGCUGAUGUAUGUGUUCUGCCAAUGUGAAGGGUGAACAGCUCUAACUUUAUGUCCCCUCCAGGGACAUAUUAUGAGAUCAGAAAAUAGUUCUUAGUCCUGUCUGUCUUAAUUUUUAUUGGUUUCCAAGGUCUCCUAGGAAAGAGAGCAGAGCUGUGUGGUCCUAAUCAUGGUGUUGAUGCCAGAUUUAUUUGUAGGUCCAGAGGUCUCCCUGAGAAGAGGCAUUUGUGACAAAUUCAAGUGCUAAGACCUGCAUGAAUUGUUUAUUUGCAGUGAUGCUCCAUAUUUCCUAGCACUGUUCAUGGCAUCUUAUUUCCCAGAUCCUUCAUUGUAGCCAUGGGCACAGGACUGAAUUGGUAGGCAGGUCACUGGUUGUAAGACCUACUGGGGCCAGGUAAGAACAGUAAUUGGCCCAGACAGGUAGGUGUGAUAAACAGAGUGGAAAAGAUUGUAGCCAAGUAGAGUGAAUGUGUCCCAUCCAAAGGUGCAUCCAGAUAUGUCUGUGUUAUUAUGGCUUCAUGAUUUGGGGGUAUAUAUAAAUUCUCAGGACCUCAGACCUUUGAUUCUCCUUUGGCAACACACAUCGUCAGCAUAAGGCAUCUAAAGAUUUUGUGGACUCUCAUAACUUAUGUACUGUGAUUCACCCAGAUCUGUUGUGCCAGUUAGGAAUUAUCUUUAUUACUUCCCGUUUAUUGCCACUGCUGAGAAGGCUGUCCUUCCUAACUUGUGAGGAGGUGAAUCCUUAAUAAUAAGUAAAUCUUGUGUUAUCCUAUAGUCCGGUUUUCGAAAAGGAGAGGUAGAUGCGUAUUUUUGUGUGGAACCAUUUAUCUUAAAACAUUGAGGUGCAGGUUUCAUACACAAAACCUUCUAUCUUUUUAAGAAUUCUGUCUGUAUGGUUUAUUGCCUAAUUAAUGGGUUUUGAUAGUCAUGUAAUCUCAGUAAGUGUCUUGUCUUAGAAAUACAUGUGUAUAGGCCGGGUGCAGUGGCUCACGCCUGUAAUCCCAGCACUCUGGGAGGCCAAGGCGGGCGGAUCACGAGGUCAGGAGAUCGAGACCAUCCUGGCUAACACGGUGAAACCCCGUCUCUACUAAAAAUACAAAAAAUUAGCUGGGCGUGUUGGCAGGCGCCUGUAGUCCCAGUUACUUGGGAGGCUGAGGCAGGAGAAUGGCGUGAACCCAGGAGGUGGAGGUUGCAGUGAGCCGAGAUCGUGCCACUGCACUCCAGCCUGGGAGACAGAGAAAGACUCUGUAUCAAAAAAAAAAAAAAAAAAGUCAAGAUAGAUACAAAUAAAGACAGGCCAACAUAUGAGUAGACCAUUGACAGAAGAGGAAAAACACAAGGCAAUGAAAGGAUAUGAACUAAUGUUUAAAUGUAUUUCAAUCUGAGAAAUACCAGAUAUAUUCUAUAUCACUUUGUUUUUUUUAAUUUUUAGUUUAUUUUUGCACACAAAACAAUAAACAUUUUCUAAAAGUACAUACAAACAAAAAUGCAUAUCAAACAUAUUAGGAAGGUUGCACAUGGGAGGACAGGGAAUAGAAAUGGGGGUUGGGAAUUAAAGAAAAUAAAUGAGAGAGGGACUUCGUAUGGAUCAAUGAUAAUAACUCAAUCCUCUAUUUGACGAAGAAGGAGAAGGAAGAGGAAGAAAAAGCAAGUGGGAUAAAGGAUCAGAAAGGGAGGAAAAUAGAAAAAAUUAAGAGUAUGACUCCAGGGUAGACCUGUUUUGUUGUCGCUUGGUUGGUUUGUCAGUUGCAUUUUUCAUAUGUUUCGCCAUGUUGGCCAGGCUGGUCUCGAACUCCUAGCCUAAAGUGAUCAACCCGCCUCGGCCUCCCAGAGUACUGGGACUACAGGCGUGAGCCACCACGUCCAGCUCCCACAUUGCUUCUGGCCUCUGUGGUAGACCUCCCAGAUGGGGCGGCUGGGCAGAGGCGCUCUCCAUAUCCCAGACGGGGCAGCCAGGCAGAGGUGCUCCUCACAUCCCAGAAGGGGCGGCCGGGCAGAGGCGCCCCUCACUUCCCAGACAGGGCGGCCGGGCAGAGGCGCCCCUCACAUCCCAGAAGGGGCGGCAGAGCAGAGGCGCCCCUCACACCCCAGAAGGGGUGGCCGGGCAGAGGCACCCCUCACUUCCCAGACGGGGCGGCCGGGCAGAGGCUCUCCUCACUUCCCAGACGGGGCGGCCACGCAGAGGCGCUCCUCACUUCCCAGACGGGGCGGCCGCGCAGAGGCGCUCCUCACUUCCCAGACGGGGAGGCCGCGCAGAGGCGCUCCUCACUUCCCAGACGGGGUGGCCGCGCAGAGGCGCUCCUCACUUCCCAGACGGGGCGGUUGGGCAGAGGCGCUCCUCACAUCCCAGACGAUGCGUGGCCGGGCAGAGGCGCUUCUCACUUCUUCCCAGACGGGACGGCCGGGCAGAGACGCUUCUCACUUCCUAGACGGGGUGGUGGCUGGGCAGAGGCGCUCCUCACUUCCCAGACGGGGCAGCCGCGCAGAGGCGCUCCUCACUUCCCAGACGGGGCAGCCGGGCAGAAGCGCUCCUCACAUCCCAGACAAUGGGUGGCCGGGCAGAGGCGCUCCUCACUUCCCAGACGGGGUGGCGGCGCAGAGGCGCUCCUCACUUCCCAGACGGGGCGGCCGCGCAGAGGUGCUCCUCACUUCCCAGACGGGGCGGCCGGGCAGAGGCGCUCCUCACUUCCCAGACGGGGAGGCCGCGCAGAGGCUCUCCUCACUUCCCAGACGGGGAGGCCGCGCAGAGGCGCUCCUCACUUCCCAGACGGGGCGGCUGGGCAGAAGCGCUCCUCACAUCCCAGACGAUGGGUGGCCGGGCAGAGGCGCUCCUCACUUCUUCCCAGAUGGGGCGGCCGGGCAGAGACGCUCCUCACUUCCUAGACGGGGUGGCGGCCGGGCACAGGGGCUCCUCACUUCCCAGAUGGGGCAGCCGGGCAGAAGCGCUCCUCACAUCCCAGGCAAUGGGUGGCCGGGCAGAGGCGCUCCUCACUUCCCAGACGGGGCGGCCGGGCAGAAGCGCUCCUCACAUCCCAGACAAUGGGUGGCCAGGCAGAGGCGCUCCUCACUUUCCAGACGGGGCGGCCGCGCAGAGGCGCUCCUCACUUCCCAGACGGGGCGUCCGGGCAGAGGCGCUCCUCACUUCCCAGACGGGGCGGCCGGGUAGCGGCGCUCCUCACAUCCCAGACGAUGGGUGGUCGGGCAGAGGCGCUUCUCACUUCUUCCCAGACGGGGCGGCCGGGCAGAGACGCUUCUCACUUCCUAGACGGGGUGGCGGCCGGGCAGAGGCGCUCCUCACUUCCCAGACGGGGCAGCCGCGCAGAGGCGCUCCUCACUUCCCAGACGGGGCGGCCAGGCCGAGGCGCUCCUCACUUCCCAGACGGGGAGGCCGCGCAGAGGCGCUCCUCACUUCUUCCCAGACGGGGCGGCUGGGCAGAGACGCUUCUCACUUCCUAGACGGGGUGGCGGCCGGGCAGAGGGGCUCCUCACUUCCCAGACGGGGCAGCCAGGGAGAAGCGCUCCUCACAUUCCAGACAAUGGGUGGCCGGGCAGAGGCGCUCCUCACUUCCCAGACGGGGCGGCCGGGCAGAGGCGCUCCUCAUUUCCCAGACGGGGCGGCCGCGCAGAGGCGCUCCUCACUUCCCAGACGGGGCGGCCGGGCAGAGGCGCUCCUCACAUCCCAGAAGGGGCGGCCGGGCAGAGGCGCUCCUCACUUCCCAGACGGGGCGGCCGCGCAGAGGCGCUCACUUCCCAGACGGGGCGGCCGGGCAGAGGCGCUCCUCACUUCCCAGACGGGGAGGCCACGCAGAGGCUCUCCUCACUUCCCAGACGGGGAGGCCGCGCAGAGGCGCUCCUCACUUCCCAGACGGGGCGGCCGGGCAGAGGCGCUCCUCACUUCCCAGACGGGGCGGCCGGGCAGAGGCGCUCUUCACAUCCCGGAAGGGGCGGCCGCGCAGAGGCGCUGACUUCCCAGACGGGGCGGCCGGGCAGAGGCGCUCCUCACUUCCCAGACGGGGCGGCCGCGCAGAGGCGCUCCUCACUUCCCAGACGGGGCGGCCGCGCAGAGGCACUCCUCACAUCCCAAUGGGUGGCCGGGCAGAGGCGCUCCUCACAUCCCAGAAGGGGCGGCCGGGCAGAGGCGCUCCUCACAUCCCAGGCGGAGCGGCCGGGCAGAGGCGCUCCUCACUUCCCAGACGGGGCAGCUGGGCAGAGGCGCUCCUCACUUCUUCCCAGACGGGGCGGCCGGGCAGAGACGCUCCUCACUUCCUAGACGGGGCGGCCGGGCAGAGGCGCUCACUUCCGAGACGGGGCAGCCGGGCAGAGGCACUCCUCACUUCCCAGAAGGGGCGGCUGGGCAGAGGCGCUCACUUCCCAGGAGGGGCGGCUGGGCAGAGGCGCUCCUCACUUCCCAGAUGGGGCGGCGGCCGGGCAGAGUCGCUCCUCACAUCCCAGACAAUGGGCGGCCGGGCAGAGAUGUUCCUGACUUCCUAGACGAGGUGGCGGCUGGGCAGAGGCGCUCCUCACCUCCCAGACGAGGCAGCCGGGCAGAGGAGCUCCUCAUAACCCAGAGGAUGGGCGGCCAGGAAGAGAUGCUCCCCAGCUCCCAGACAGGGCGGUGGCCGGGCAGAGGCUGUAAUCCCAGCACCCUGGGAGGCCAAGGCAGGCGGCUGGGAGGCGGAGGCUGCAGCGAGCCAAGACCAUGCCACCGCACUCCAGCCCGGGCAACACUGAGCACCGAGUGAGCGAGCCUCCGUCUGCAGUCCCAGCACCUAGGGAGGCCGAGGCAGGCAGAGCACUCGAGGUCAGGAGCUGGAGCCCAGCCUGGCCGACAUGGCGAAACCGCGCCUCCAGGCAAAGGAGAAAAACCAGGGAGGGGUGGUGGCAUGCAGCGGCAAUCCCUGGCAGCCCGCAGGCCUGGGCAGGGAUUGCCGGGGAGUGCUGGGAGCCGGACGCAGGGAGUCUGCAGCCAGCAGCGUGUAGUCCAGCCUGGAAAAGAAAGAAAGAGAGAAAGAGAGAGAGAGGGAGAGAGGGAGGGAGGAAGGGAGGGAGGAAGGAAGGAAGGAAGGGAGGAAGCUCUAUAUGACUUUAAACUUAUGAAAUAAUUAAGAAAAACUGGAAAGCUGGGUAAUUCUAAAUAUUGUCUGGGACACAGUGAUACAGAAACAGUUUUGUCCAUGUUAUGGGAGAGGAAAGGGCAAUGUAUAACAUAAUUCCAGUUACAUACUAGAUCACCGUAUGACCUAGCCAUUCAGCUGCAAGGUACAUUUCUCAUGUAUGUCCAUAAGUUUAGAACAUAAUACUGAUGACCUUAUUCUUAAGGUUGAAUCAAGCUGGUGGUGAUAUAUUUCAUAGCAGGAAAAUGAAGGAAAUACAUGUCCAUAAUCAGAGGAUUUGAAUCAAGGAUGAAAGCUUCAUGAUGUAAAAUAUUACAUGGCAGUUAAAAACAAUUGGCUAGAGGUAAGCCCAUGAAAUAUAGGAUAGAAAUACAAUAUUUUGUUGUAGUUUGAAAAAGACAAAAAAAAAUUGAGGUCUACGAUUCAAUAAAACAUAAUUUAAAAAUAAUUUAAUACCACAAAAACCCCAAAGAAAAACCAAAACAACCCAGACACUUCUUACUAGAACACGUGUUCCAUGCUUCUCUCCCGGCUUCUGGUGGCCCCAUGUGUUCCUUGGCUUGAAGAUGUUCUUCCUGUGUCCUCACAUCAUCUUCCCUCUGUACAUCUGCCUCUGUGACCAAAUUUCCCAUUUUUAUAAGGACACAGUCAUAGUCAAUUAGGAACUACCCUAAUGGAUUAACUAACAUAUUACCUGAGGUUCUGAGGGUAACGACUCCAACAUCUGUUUUGGAGACACAAACACUUAACAUUGUCCUAUGAAUCUCUGCAGUUCUUCAAAGGGCAGAGUGAAUAAUAACCACAGCAAUUUCAAGAUAAACAGGCUUCCAUUGUGAAAUGGCUUGUUUAAAGAAACUAUUAAUUCCCUGCACUCUUCUGAUCACUCUGUUGUUCACAUUCAUUUUAGAAUUUCUCUUCCAAAUCACUUUUGGUGCUUUCCUUCCUGCUUCUUUAAUUUCCUUCAAUGUUCUAGUUCUAUUAUGUUUUUAUUCCAUCAGCAAUUUCUUAAAUUUCUCUUUUCAACCUUAAACGGUUCUUCUGAAAUUAUAAAAUUUACUGUGAACAUUUCAAACAUUUCCACAUGUACAUGAAGUUAAAGUGAAUGUUCACUCUGACACUCCCCUCUGCCCCAUCCCUUCCCUCCCUCUACACCCAAGGAACAAAUACCAUUUAACUGGGUGAGGAUCCAUCCAGACACAUUUCUACUUACAAACAUUAAGAUUUCUAAUUCGUCUUUGCAUGACCGACUUGCUGAGUUAAUUUACUGUCCACAUUUCCUCUGUGAGAUUUACUAAUUGAAGUGCACCAACUGUGAAUGGUCAUAACUAGUCCCACCCCCACAAUCAUUUCUCACAGAUUAAGCACCAUAAGAGCAUAGUGCUUUUUAUCUAAUUUGUUCAUUAAAUAUAACAAAGUUACACUAACAAACAUGAACAUGAAACAAGUUUUACCUCUGCCAGGCGUGGUGGCUCAAGCCUGUAAUUGCAGCACUUUGGGAGGCCGAGGCGGGUGGACUGACGUCAGGAAUUCAAGACCAGCUUGGCCAACAUGGUGAAACCCCAUCUCUACUAAAAAUACAAAAAAACUAGCCGGGCAUGGUGGUGGGCGCCUAUAAUCCCAGCUACUCGAGAGGCUGAGGCAGGAGAAUCCCUUGAACUUGGGAGGCAGAGGUUGCAGUGAGCUCAGAUGGCGCCACUGCACUCCAGCCUGGGCAACAAGAGUGAAACUCCAUCUCAAAAACAAAACAAAAACAAAACAUGUUUUACCUCAAUUGUAAACUAUUUGUGGAAAACAACAGAAGUUCACAACUUUUACUGUAAGUUCAAAACUUUUACUGACUUAAAAAUGGGUGCUAAACAAGUUUAGGUCAAUAUAUUGCACCUGUUCUCAUGUGUUUUUCCUAUACUAGACAGUAAGUUCCUUCCCUGCUCAAGGGCAGGACCCAUAGCCCAGCCAUCCACUGCAUCCCACUCUUCCAAGUAUGACCACAACAGUGAGUGGCCAUGAAGCUAAAUGACAGGUGUCUCAUGAGAUUCCUGCCUAUCACAGCAGCAAGUUCAUAGUAGAUCCUUGUACCAAACACUUAAAACUAUGGAAAGAGCUGGAAGCUAAGAAAAACCCUAGGGUGUCCUUUAUCCCAUGGAAAACAUCACUCCUGCUUUGGGACAAACUGGGGCCUAGGUCCUCAGGCCUGGAAAGUACCCUUUGAUGACAGCCAGUAUGUUUCUAGAGGGAUUUCUCCAGCUCUCUUGAACCCAGGGCCUUAGUACAGCCACAGCUACAAUACAUGCAGGCUUCCGGAGAAAGGAUGCAGGAGGGUGGGGGUCCUCAAGAGUCAACUCUCCUUCCCACAGGAAACUACACUCUGUCCUGAAAAAAACAAAAACAGAGAACUCUUAACUCACCAAGAAUUGUAUUUAUAAUACGUGCAAAAGGACCACAGUAAAAGGUACAUGUCCACUAUGAAAACAUGAAAUAUAUAUGCAGUGCUUUAAAAGGUUGUGAGGAAAGCUCAAACUGAUAAAAUGAUAGUUUUCUAUUUUUCACACAAUACAUGUUUUAACCUAACAUUAUCUCAUGUAGCUUGAAAACUAAAAGAAAAUCUCACAAAAGAAAUUUUAAAUUACCAUAUUCAGGCUAAGUACAGUGGCUCACACCUGUAAUCCCAGCUUUUUGGGAGGCUUAGGUGGGUGGAUCACCUGAGGUCAGGAGUUCAAGACCAGCCUGAGCAACAUGGCAAAACCCUGUCUCUACUAAAAAUACAAAAAUUAGCUGGGCAUGGUGAUACACGCCUGUAAUCCCAGCUUCUUGGGAGGCUGAGGCAGGAGAAUCGCCUGAACCUGGGAGGCAGAGGUUGCAAUGAGCCAAGAUCGCACCCCUGCACUCCAGCCUAUGCAACAGAGUGAGACUCCAUCUCAAAACAUAACAAAACUAAUUACCAUAUUCAAUGCUAGCACCAAGGGACUAAGGUCAUGGUGGUUAACUAAGAAACUCACGUAAACCUGCACACAUAUAUCCUGAUUCACCUGUUAAAUGCUAGGCACUUUAUUUUGCAGCAAAACUUCACGCAAAUGUUUACAAGAUCAGACAAUGAGAUUCCUUUCCAUGUUGUUUUCUUGGGUUUACUGGGUUUACCAUGGAUUCAUCUUAGUUGUGUGUUUCAUUUUGCCUGUUUUAGCUAUAAUUCAAUCCCUAGAAAAAUGCUGAGGGGGACCUAAAAAUACCCCUCUACACAGGAUUAAAGAACCUGAUAAACACCAGAAAGAAUUAGGACUCACCUGAGAGGGCCAAGCAAGUACAAAGUGAUCACUAUGUUGCCAGAUAAAAUAAAGACAACAAACAAAUAGAAUGGAAUCAGGAAAAUGUGAGAGUGCUGAGCGUUUGAAACCAUAUUAAGCUAGGUGUGGUGGCUCACACCUGUAAUCCCAACACUUUAGGAGACUGAGGCAGGAUGAUGAGUCUAGCAGUUUGAGACAAAUCUGAGGAACACAGCAAGACCUCAUCUAUACAAAAAAAUUUAAGGCUGGGUGCGGUGACUCACACCUGGAAUCCCAGCACUUUGGGAGGCCAAGGCAGGUGGAUCACUUGAAGCCAGGAGUUCCAGACCAGCGCAGCCAACAUGGUAAAACCUUGUCUCUACUAAAAUUACAAAAAUUAGCCAGGUGUAGUGAUGCAUGCUUGUAUCCCAAUCUACUCAAAAACUUGAGGCAAGAGGACCAUUUGAGCCCAGGAGUUUGAGAUUACAGGGAGCUAUGAUCAUGCCACUGCACUCUAGCCUGGGUGACAGAGCAAGUCUCUGUCUCUUAAAAAAUGAGUUUAUUAAUAAAAAUCAAAGCCUUAAACAGUCUUAUGUAGUGCACAUUUUAAUGCGGUGCACAUUUUAAUGUGGCAAUCCAUACAUGGGUUUUUCUCACCCUAGAUAUAAAAAAGUGUCACAUGAAGACAUUCUCAGUAUUCUAAUUUCUUGUAAAUUCAAGAAUCUCAUGACACAAGCCUUCAUAUUUCUCACAAAGAAUUACUCUCCUCACGGAUAUCCUCCCAGAGAUGUCAGGAUCAAAGGCAGCUUCCAAGAAAUGUCUGAAGAGCUGCCCUCACUGUCCAACUCUGACAAAAGAUGGCAGUGAAUGUAUGUAAAAAAAAAAAAAGUAAUAAAA